AUGGCGUCGCCAUACAAGUUACGGUGCAAUCUAGUAGGGCAUGAAAAAGAUGUCCGUGCUCUUGUUACAUCAAUCUUUCCCGAGAAUGGUCUCAUAUCAGGUUCUCGGGACAAUACUGCUUGUCUCUGGGUUGAAAAUGAGGCAGACAACAGCUACCACAGGGAACUAGUUAUGCGGGGACAUUCUAACUUUGUCUCCAGUAUCUGUGUUAUACCACCGGAUGAUACAUACCCCCAAGGUCUGAUAGCUACUGGAAGCAAUGACAAGAGCAUUCUUGCAUACAUCCCUGGUGUUCCAGAUCCUGUCUUCAAGCUCACCGGACAUGAAGGAAAUGUUUGCGCCCUGGCGUCUGGAAAAUUUGGAUUUUUACUAAGUGGCUCAUGGGAUACAACUGCUCGGGUGUGGCUGAAUCAGAAAUGUGUGAUGGUGCUUGAAGGGCAUCAGAUGGCAGUCUGGGCAGUGGGCAUUAUCUCAGGUCAGGGCAUAAUGUUGACAGGCUCAGCUGAUAAAACAAUCAAGGCAUGGAAGGCUGGAAAAUGCAUACAAACCUACAAAGGUCAUGAAGACUGUGUGAGAGGUAUAGGAGUUGUAAGUGAAGGAGAGUUUUUAUCUUGCUCAAAUGAUGCUACUGUGCGACGAUGGGCUGUCUCCUCUGGGGACUGUCUGGGUAUUUACUAUGGCCAUACCAAUUAUGUUUACUGCUUAUCCAUACUUCCAAAUGGUCAAGACUUCAUUACGGGGGGUGAGGAUCGAACCCUUCGUGUUUGGCAAGAAGGAAAGUGUGUACAGACCAUUUACCACCCAUGUGAAUCUGUGUGGGCAGUGUGUGCUCUACCUAAUGGAGACAUAGCCUCAGGUUCAAGUGAUGGGGUUAUCCGUAUAUUUACAAGAGCUGCUGAAAGAGUGGCCAGCCAGGAGGUAAUAGAAGCACAUGAGGCAUCACUAGCGAAUGCACCUGUGGCUUCCCAGCCCUUGGGGGAUAUCAAAAUUGAAGAUCUGCCUGGACCAGAAAGUCUCCAGAAGCCAGGAAAGCGGGAUGGCCAGACAACUAUGGUGAACACUAAUGGAACUGUGGAUGUCUACCAGUGGGAUGCCAGCCAGACUAAGUGGGUAAAGAUUGGGAAUGUUGUUGGUUCCAGUGGCAGUACACAGAGGACUUCAGGGAAAACUCUCUUUGAGGGAGCAGAGUAUGACUAUGUUUUCACUGUGGAUAUAAAAGAAGGAGCCCCACCACUGAAACUGCCAUACAACAUCGCUGAAGAUCCUUGGAUGGCAGCCCAAAAGUUCAUCUACAAGCAUGAAUUGUCUCAAGUCUUUCUGGACCAAGUUGCCAACUUCAUCAUUGAGAACACCAAGGGAGUAACACUAGGGACUGGUUCGGUGCUCUCCAACUCUGAUCCUUUUACAGGAGGAGAUAGAUACAUUCCUGACACAGAUAAAAAUGCUGGUAUCACAAAUGAGGUUUCAGAUCCAUUUACUGGUGCAGGCAGAUACGUGCCAGAGGGGAAGACAACUGACAGCCCAUCCAACAGUCACUUUCCGGUCAAAACGUUUCUAUAUUUUGACACAGUCAGUCCAGCAGAGCAGAUUUUAGGGAAGCUGAAGGAGUUUAAUAAAGUUAUUGAUCCCGAGCUACAAGUGUCAGAGGCAGCAAUAGACAAUCUGGCUAGCCUAAUUUCAGGAUCAGCCAACGCAGAGGCUGUAAAAACCCUGGAGAAACUUAUAGCUUGGCCACCUGAGUAUGUUUUUCCAGCAUUAGACAUAUUGCGCAUCACUAUCAGAAACCAAGAGGUGUGCAAGUACUUCUCUUCUUCACAAGACUGCGUUGAUCUCUUAUGCCAGCAUGCUUCCCAAGGCAAUCCCCCAACAUGUCGCAUGUUGGCAAUGCGUACAUUUGCCAACUUCUUCCGCUACCCAGAAGGCAUUGAACUCAACAUGCGCCACAUUGAUGCAGUGCUGCAGUCUGCGAUUAACUGUAAAGACUUCAAUACAAAGAAUGCUCAGGUUGCUGUUGCUAGUUUAGUUCUGAAUUAUUGUGUAAGACUGUCCAGCUUAGAUGAUCUGGAAAGUAAGUCCAAGUGUCUUCAAGCUAUUGGUGAGAUCCUGAUUGUGAACCUGGAUCCCGAGGCAGCAUAUCGUUUGCUGGUCGCUGCUGGAACCUUGGCCGCUCUUGAUGACAGCUGUAAAGCUUUGGCUCAUUCCAUUGAUUUGCCAGAUGUUGUCAGAAAGUUUCACACUUCCGAUGUUAGUAAAUUGGUUGAAUGCUCCAAGUUAUUGUCCCACACCCUCUCUAGUUAG
Messenger RNA from Candidula unifasciata, 2298 nucleotides. Lineage: Eukaryota; Metazoa; Mollusca; Gastropoda; Stylommatophora; Geomitridae. The record is from the annotation of a GenBank genome assembly.